Molecule: messenger RNA, 5246 nt
Organism: Zootermopsis nevadensis
Lineage: Eukaryota; Metazoa; Arthropoda; Insecta; Blattodea; Termopsidae
Product: coiled-coil domain-containing protein 186
Biological process (GO): vesicle cytoskeletal trafficking
Cellular component (GO): trans-Golgi network
Molecular function (GO): small GTPase binding
Source: RefSeq, a predicted model, not a curated record
UAAUUAUCAUGUAAUCUUGGUGUUCUGUUGAACAACGGCAUAUUAAAAUAUGGUAGGCCGCAGGUUAUGUAUGACUGUGACUGCAUAAAAGCUGCCAAGGUAUCUCCAGAACGUAAGAUACGUAAUACUUAGUAGUUAUUAAAUAUGGAUUUUAUAUCAGCAUUUUUAUGAACUAAAAUCUCAUAUUGUACAGUGUGUAUUUCUAGCUGCUAGGUUUUAGUUGGUUCACUGAUAUGGAAAAUAUUCGUUGUUACGUAGGGUGAACGAUCGGUCACAAAAAUGUGUGAUUUGUCAACGUAAGACAUACAGUUUUGAUUAGUUUCGUGGGUUUAAUGAAUAAUAUGCAAUGAACAGCGUAUAAAUUGUAAAUACUAUUGACGACUGUUAGCUGUAACAUUUAGUUUUCUAUGCCUUUUUUAUGUUCAAAAAACGAAGCGUAUGUUUUUGCCUGUAUAAGUAAGUCAUUCAAUAAUAGAAUGUCCGAAUCAAGUAUUAAUGAAGAUUUGGAAUCAUGUUUACCGACAUCAAAUUUCGCACAUUCUACAAGUAACAAUAAUGAAAAUGAAAUGGGUACUCUGAAUUACAAUGUACCUGAAGAGACUAAUAAAAAAUUGGAUCAUAUUAGUGAGGUUAGUAAAUCAUCCAGUGAGUGUGAAGCGAAUGAUGAUAUCGAUUCAUCAAAUUCAGGCAGUCUUACUGUUAAUAAUGCAUAUUCAAAUUGUGAUCACUUUUCUGAAACCUCUUCGCAAGAUUUGCGUGACAGUGGUGCAGAAAUGGAAACUGAUAUCACAACAAAGUUUAUGGACUGUGCAGUGCCAAAUCUUUCUGCUGAGGAUGAACUGUUAAUGGAGAUAAAUAUGCAGUUGCCAGAGUCAGAAGAUUUGUCAAGAAGUCAACCUCCAAAUGGCAUAUCGGUGUCAGUUUUCAAUCAUCCAGCCUAUAAAACUGUAAUUCAAGAAUUGGCCCAGUUUAAAGAGCAAGUUUCUGCAUUACACAUGGAAAUCAACAGACUUGAGGCUGAAAACCAAAGAUUAGAAACAGAUCGAUCACACGAAAUCUACAUGGUGCAGCUAGAAACUGUGGAGAAAACAAUUGAUGAGCAGCAAAAGGAGCUGAAUAGACUCAAUGCACAGGCCACUCAGCAGGCGGAGGCCUUCAGUCAGAUGAAGCAGGACAUGGAAAAUAGACUUGAAAAGGUGACAAAGCAGUAUGAGGCAUCGAACAAAGACAAAGAGGCAAUGGUAAUGCGUUACGCUGUGAGCGAAAAAGAAGUGAUUUACCAGAAGGGGGAACGGGAGUUACUGGAAAAGAAGCUCCGUGAAGUGACUCGAGAAAAAGACAUGCUGCUUGGCAAGCUGAAGGGCGCGUCUGCUGAAAAGGCACGGAUCUGUCAAAUGCUAGACGUCAAGAAUCAUGAGCUGUCUGUAGCGCAGAAGACGAAUGAGAAAUUGAAAGAAGAUCUGAGUUCUCGCGAUAUCAAAAUAAAAUGGGCACAGAAUAAAUUGAAGACUGAAAUGGAUGCUCAUAAGGAGGUGCAGGCAAAACAGGACAAGUUGGUCCAGAAGCUUCAGGAAAAGCAAGAAGAAUUGGAUCAGGUGCGGCGAGACUGCCAAGCAAUGAUGCAGGCAUACCAAGAGUCCCAGGAGAACAGGGCUCAUACACUAGACCAGCAGUUGAAAGAGCAGCAAGCAAAGCUGAUCUUGGAGCGACAUGAGCGGGAGGAUAAGGAGGAAAUGCAUCGGCAACUGCAGCACGAGGUGGACAACCUGAAAAGAAAACAUCAGCUCAUCAUAGAUGAGAACAACCUUCUGUCCAUCAAGGUGCAGAACCUGGAGAAAGAAAGACUUGAGUAUGAGCAGAACCUGUCGAAGCUAAAGAGGUCAUCAGUCCAACAGCGGCAGGAUGUCGUAGACCUGCAAGCACGGUUGUCGGAGAUGGAGUCACUCAAGAUACAAUUCCAACAUGAACAGGAAAAACUGGUAGCAAGUCAGGGGGAAGUGGAGCACCUCAGGUUAAGCAAUGCGGAGUUGCAGCAGGACAUGGCAGUGUGUCGGGAGCGUGAAGCAGAGCUGUUAGACUUCACACAGAAGCUUACAGAAAAGAAUGUUCGUCUGCAGUCGGAGUUCUCUGCCACAGAAGCGAAGGCCCAGCAGUUAGAGUGUGAACAGGGGCCGCUUCAGCGACAGAUAGUGGAGCUUGAGAACCGUGUUUCAUCACUGAGUUGGCAGCUAGAACAGGAGCAACAGCAGCGGCAGGAGGAGAACCAGUUACUGGCGCGUCACCUUGCCGAGCGAACGCAGCAAGCCGAGGUGCUGGCGGAGCAGCUGGAGGAUCAGAAGGGCGAAAACCAGGUGCUGCGCCGGAAACAGGCAUCUGCGCUUAAGGAGCUGACAAGGGAGCUGCAACAUUGUCGGAAGAAGCUGGACAUUUACGAGUCUUCAAGUGGCAGCAAUUCCCUGGGGCAGGGUUCUCGAGCCAGUUCUUGUAAUUCUCUGAACACUGUAGAAGGCAGCAUGGUUAACACAAGUAGCAGCAAGGUAUCAGCAGGAGGGCAGAGCUCCCCAGGAAACUCUGGUACCAGUCAGGCGAGCCCUCCUUUGGAGCCAGAUCGCCAGACACUAAUUGAAAGGAUCGUUAAACUGCAGCGAGCUAAUGCACGCAAGACAGAGAAAUUGGACUUCAUGGAGGAGCAUACGCGCCAAUUAGUGGCUGAACUGCAAAAGAAAGCACGCAUUGUGCAGAACUACAUUAUGCGUGAGCAGUCGGGUGUGCUGUCCCCUGCCUCAAUGGACCAGAACAAACCUCCACAUUCUGGACAUGAAAGGAUGAAGACAAAGGCGGAUCUUUCACGGCAUGGUGGUAUCAUGGCCUCGGUGUAUGGUUCCCGGGCAGUGGACAACAAUAUGACACUGGAAUUAUCACUGGAAAUUAACAGGAAACUCCAAUCAGUACUUGAAGACACACUCCUAAAAAAUAUCACACUCAAGGAAAAUAUUGACACGCUAGGUGCUGAAAUUGCAAGACUUACAAUGGAGAAGCAGAAUACAAAGCAGCCAUAGUCAUUUUGUUUGACAGACUUCAUCUAAUUUCAUUUUGGUAAGACUGAUAAUAUUGUGUGUUUAAUUGUUACAAGAUUUAUAUAUAUCGUGAACCAUCUCGCACGCUUUUAUAGGUUAUGUUAAUAGCCAACUAUGUGCAAUAUGUAUAUACAAAGAAGAACUCUAGUACAAAUUUCACUUCUGAUUAGAAAUGUACUAAAGGCAUGACAUUAAAGAGGAAAAUGGGUUGUGAACAUACUGGUCCUCAUGUGAAUUUAAAUUUUCGCCAAAUUUCGCAGUUUGUUAAUAGAGUGUUGGUCUAUACUUUGAUUGAUAUAUUCGUCUGUUUCAUUGGUGUGAAUGAUUUUCUGAUAUCUGAAGAGUAAGUUAAAUUCUUAAGCUGAAUGGUAUGCUAAAUUAUACUUGAAUGGGAAAUAAGGAUGUAGGGCACGAGUCAGAAGAACUUUUUCUGUAACUGAUCAUGGGAAUCAUAUUUUAAAAAUAUAUGUACAGAAUAGAAGGAAUUUUACUGCUUUCUCAACAUUCAAAUCGCCUUAAACAGUGAAUCGCAUACACAUCAUUCUCUAUACCAGAGCUGUUUACCAAUUUUUAUCAUCUUUGGUAAACAAAAUUCUCUCCCUAUUUGAAAUAAAUCUGGUUUAUUAGGAAGAAAAAUGUUGAAAACAAGUUCAGAUAUGUUUAGUUUCAAAAUUGUAACAUUAAAGUACACAGUCUGAUACUAAAUAGAAAUACAAGUGCAUGUCUAUUGAAAUAACAUGUAUAAAUUCUUUUCUCAUAAAUAUCAGAAAAUUAACAGUCUUUAGUAAUAUAAUGUGAAGAUUUAACACAUUCGUUAGUGAAGACCACCGCCCAACCUGUUCUUGAAACAGUUCUAUCCAUUGUCUUUCUUCAUAACCUAUUUCUCUAUGAUCUGUCUUAAUAUCAUCUUCCCUCGUCUAGCCUCAGUAUAUUUCCCUUUGUAAGCUCCCAUUUCAUAAAAGAGUUGCAGGAUGCUAACACCUCUUUCCUGGAUAUUGAACGUAAAGAAAACAAGUCUGACAAAGUAGGAUUCGACGUUCUCAUGGUGAUGAGUAUGAAGAUGGCCAUCUUCUGGGUUGUAGCAUCAAGUGGUCUGGUAGAAAUUUACUGACAUUUCUGAGGGCCAUGUUGCCUCAUCACCCUGAUUAUGGAGGCAGGCUUUAAGGACCCCUGAAACAUCGAUAAACUUAUAGCAGACUACAUGGCACUACAACCCAGAAGACAACUAUCCAUGUCUGAGAAAAGUUACCACUGCCAGUACAAGUCUUAAGCAAAGUUAUACUUCUUGGUUAAGGACAUGAAUAGCGAUGUAGAAAGUGUACAGUUGUUCCAAAAAAUAGUUAUAUAAGUCAUAGUUAUGUAAAAGUGACUGAAUGUGUGAAAUAUGUACAUAAUCAUGUGUGUACUUACAAAACUGCAGCUGGCAUGUAAAUUGUCGGUGUAUUUCAAUUAUCACAUGGCAUGCUUCAUUCCUCCUUAUCUGUUAUUAUACAAGUGUUGUUAAUGCAUUUACUGUUAAGUUAUGAGUACCUGUCUUUUCAGUUUCUGGCUUCAAAUGCUUAUACUGUGAAAAUUCCACAUAGUGGAAGUAAAGAGUUUUCUGGAUAUUUUCCAUCAUCUAAUAAAUAAAAUCAUAAAAUCCACGGCGUUUCAGAGAUGGGACUCUGUCUCCGUCUUCAGGUACACCUAACUCACCUUUGCCAUGUCCGGAGAUAGGAUUAGCUCUACCGAUUGGGCUGAACUGAGUAGGUCUACCUGAAGAUGGAGAUAGAGUCCCAUCUCCGAAACAUCGUUGAUUAUAUGAUUUUAUUUUUUAGACGAUGGAAAAUAUCUAGAAAACUCUUUACUUCAACAACGCACCAUCGUCACAGACUUUUAGAAUUGAGCUUCCAUGUAGUGGAAUUUAGAAACCCCAAUACUUGUUCUUCAUUGUAUUGGAGUUCUGUAUGUAAAUGUUGUAACGUAUAUAAAUAUAUUAUUUCUUUACAGUCAUGUGAAGGUUUUUGGGGGACUAUGUCGUCGAAGGUUUGCUAUGUAUGACAUUCAUCUACUUUUGUUAAUGUUUACAAAAUUGAACAUUUUUUCCCCUAUGAACAUCACUCAGAUGCUCAGUGUCGCAUACGAAAGACGAAGUUGUGUAAUUAAAAAAUAUAUAUAUUUAUUUAUUUA